Hevea brasiliensis (rubber tree) is the source of this 1594-nucleotide messenger RNA. RefSeq lists its product as uncharacterized. Lineage: Eukaryota; Viridiplantae; Streptophyta; Magnoliopsida; Malpighiales; Euphorbiaceae. The coding region runs from base 194 to 952 and encodes 252 amino acids. The transcript has 2 exons. Gene Ontology annotation, cellular component: plasma membrane. The record is from RefSeq and is a predicted model, not a curated record.
GUGCGCAUGUUCAAUCUCGCUGGCUUUUCCAUUCCACUCUUCUUUCCCCUUCUCUCUCUGUCUCCACCGCCUUGAAGAGCAGAGGGUACUGUAGCGAGAGAAACCAAGGACCAGAGAGACUAGAGAGAGAAGAGAAGAGAGAAGGAAAGAGGGCUGGCAACUUUCACUUUCGGAGGAAACUAAUUCCCUGAAAAUGCCACCACCGACACAACAGAGCACUAGCCUGAACGGUGACCACAGACCAUCACGCCCACCGCAGCGUUCAGACACCCACCACCACCACCACCAUCCGUACUACCCAACAUCGUCGUCUUCCAACUCAGCCUCCUUGAAAGGCUGCUGUUGCUGUCUCUUCCUCCUCUUCUCCUUCCUCGCUCUCCUUGUCCUCGCUAUCUUCCUUAUCAUUAUUCUCGCCGUCAAGCCUAAAAAACCUCAGUUCGAUCUCCAACAAGUCGGCGUCCAGUACAUGGGCAUCUCGGCUUCAAAUCCCAGUUCGCUUGACCCGACCACCGGCACAACCACCAUCGCUACUGGCCCCACCACAGCUUCACUGUCUUUAACCAUCCACAUGCUAUUCACCGCCGUUAAUCCCAACAAGGUUGGGAUCAAGUACGGGGAGUCCAAAUUCACUGUCAUGUACCAUGGGAUUCCUUUGGGCAAAGCUUCGGUUCCUGGGUUUUUUCAGGAGGCCCAUAGCGAGCGUCAGGUGGAAGCCACCAUUUCUGUCGAUCGCUAUAGCUUGAUCCAGGCCAAUGCUGCUGAUUUGAUAAAGGAUGCUUCGUUGAAUGAUAGAGUGGAGCUUCGGGUUCUGGGUGAAGUUGGUGCUAAGAUCCGUGUCCUAGACUUCGACUCCCCUGGAGUACAGGUAUCAGUGAACUGUGCAAUAAUGAUAAGUCCAAGGAAGCAGGCUCUUACUUACAAGCAGUGUGGAUUUGAUGGACUAAGCGUUUGAGUAAGCCGUACCUGGGCAAAAACAAUGGGCACGUAUGAAAAAUAUGAAAGGAAGAAUUUCCCACACAACAACCCCCCAUCCCACACACUCUCUUUCUCUCCUCUCUUGUUUAAUUUUUUUCCCCUCUCCUUAGAUAAGAGAGAAUGUGUAGAAAGCAAAGAGAAGGUUAGAAAGCAGAAAGCAUGUUAAGACUGGAGACCCAUAUCCUCUCGUGGAUAAAUGGAAUUGGAUGGAAGGUAAGCAAAUAAGUGGUAAAAGAGAAAUGGGGAUAUUCUAAUUGGGAAAUCAAAAUGUUUUUCCCAAGAUUUUGCAGAUUUUUAUAUUGGUUUACUUCAUGAAAGCUUAAAAAAAAAAAAAAAAAGCUGAUUGCUUGUAUAAAGUGUAAUUCUCAUGUAAUUCCACACCCAAUUAGCCUCUCUCUCUCUCUCUUCCUUUCUUUCUUUUUCCUUCUAUCCUCUAAAUUGUGGUGUGUUGGUACAUCAAGCACACGUAUCGUUUUAUGGAUUCAUCAAGUUGAGUGUAUAUGUUUAAAUAUAGAUUAGAAUCACUUGUAUAUUUUUAGGAUUUUUUUUUUCUAGAAGGUGUUUUAUGUUUUUAUUAAAAUAUUUUGGAUGAAUAUAGUAAGUUAUAUUUACCAUCUCA